UCAAUGUUUAGUGGCAUCACCCUCUACCAAAUUGCACCAGCAUUGAUAACAAUGCCGACCGCGCAGACUUCAACUUCUACCAAAGGGAAGGCAAGUAUUAGUGUUCAAACACAACUUCUUCUUCAGCUCAACAAUUACACAAUCACAACAUAUUCAAUGUUUUAUAAUUAA
Messenger RNA from Racocetra persica, 171 nucleotides. NCBI's taxonomy places the organism in Eukaryota, Fungi, Glomeromycota, Glomeromycetes, Diversisporales, Gigasporaceae. The record is from the annotation of a GenBank genome assembly.